AUGCCAGGCGGUGUAUGUGCGGUCCUCGACUAUGAGGUCGAGAUGAUGGCCGAAUAUGUUGCUGACAUGGCGAUGCGAGUUGUCAUGCCCAAUGCUUCCGUUACCGGUGCUUUCCGCAAAUUUGUGACGCAGGUUUUGACCUCGACGCGCUUGCCCAGCACCACGAUUCUGCUUGGUCUCAACUACCUCGCGAAGCGCGUUAAUGGCUUGAAUGCCGCAGGUGGUUUCAAGACCAACGAGGGACAGGUAUGGCGCAUGCUCACCGUGUCCCUGUUGCUCGGAAGCAAGUUCCUCGACGACAAUACUUUCCAGAAUCGAUCAUGGUCGGAGGUCAGCGGGAUUGCUGUGCAGGAACUGAACACCAUGGAGAACGAGUGGCUUCGUUCCAUUGACUGGUCACUCUACGUUAAUCUCGACAAGAGCGGCGAUUACAACGCGUGGCUGCAGAACUGGAAGGAAUGGGCGGCCAGCAAGAAGCAAUUCCAAAAGCAGCAAGCUGCUGCCGCUCGCGAGAGACUGGCCCCGUUGGUCACAUCAAUCCGAAACAACUCUCAGCACCACCCACUGUCGUAUGAGGGAUGGACCCCAGAGGAGAUCUCGGACUACGAACGUGCGCGUCUCGCUCGUGCUUCCUCCAAGUCAUUCCGCCCUCGGGAGAACUCGUGGGCAAAUGCUCAAUACCAAAACGCGUGGUCUAACACUCCCGUGACGCCCCCCGACUCUGGUUAUGGUACACCCGAGUAUCUCAAUUCGGCAACAUCCCUCAACAGCCGCUACAAUGACUGGUUCAACUCUGCAAUCCCAAACACUGGAUACAGGGGGUACCAGACUGGCGCUCCGGUGCUUCACUCCAACUACGGCAGACAUGGCUGUCACUACCAACACCAGCAUCACUACGGCCAUUAUGGUCACCAGGGGAUCUGGGACGCGAAUGUUGCUGAAUGCAACUGUUCGCAAUGUAUGGCGACUCUGCAUAAGCCCACUCACUACUUCCAACACCACACUUAUGGCCAGACGGUCAUGGGUUGA
Pestalotiopsis fici W106-1 is the source of this 1029-nucleotide messenger RNA. RefSeq lists its product as uncharacterized. Gene Ontology annotation, biological process: regulation of cyclin-dependent protein serine/threonine kinase activity. Gene Ontology annotation, cellular component: nucleus; cyclin-dependent protein kinase holoenzyme complex. Bases 1 to 1029 code for a protein of 342 amino acids. The transcript has a single exon. Lineage: Eukaryota; Fungi; Ascomycota; Sordariomycetes; Amphisphaeriales; Sporocadaceae. The record is from RefSeq and is a predicted model, not a curated record. Gene Ontology annotation, molecular function: protein kinase binding; cyclin-dependent protein serine/threonine kinase regulator activity.